AUGAGUCAGGUACAACGGACUACUUCUGAACGUUCUCUUGAGCGGCAACUCACGCUCACGCCCCGUCCUCAAGACUUUACUCAAAGGCAGGGAGAAACCAAACAACAUCCUGUCUCGUCGCUAUCCUACCCGAGCCGAAAUAUUGCGAAAACGUCACAACUGCUUGAAGUCGACGUACCAAACAUUUUGGAUGGACAAGCACAACAUAUUAGAAAUCUGCAGAAUACUGUCAGCAACCUUCUCGAUAGGAACAAAUUUCUCAUUGAUAGACUCGGCGACAAAAUUGAGGAGUCAAAUUCUCUGCGAUUGAAAGUUUCAUCUGCAAAUCAGGAACUGCAAAGGACCCUUGACAAAAUGAGUGUCAUAUCGGACACCAUGGAUAACCUUCGAGAUGAAAUAUCGGAACUCAGGCUCCUGCAGGUGCCAAGAGCUACACCCAGAACCAUUAUUGUCAGCAAGCUGUUAGAUUAUUCAACACAGAAUCCGCGAUGUCCAGAUGGAGACGGUACUCAUACUGUCUCAGAGUCCAUCGAUAGACGUCUAACUACCAAUUUGAAAGGCACACUCGACACCUUACUGAGCACUGAUGAAACUCGGUGCCUCUGUUCAACUUUCGAAAGGUGGUUCGGUACCGACAUGCUGCAGACGAUAGCACUUGUCACCUGCUGUGUAUGUCGAAAACACAAGUUCAAACAGUAUCUCGGCGUUGCAUUUGCCGCGCCUGUUGACGAAUUCCUCACUGUGUUUCCAAGGUCUGGCUGUACUAGCCCUGUCUGCUCAGAGUGUUAUCUGAAGGCAGUUUCCUACUCCUUAGAUCGGCUUCAAGAGUCAUGCUGGACAAACAAAGGGCCAACGAUUUCCAUCUCAUGUCCUUGCGGCUGCGCGGGUAACGGAAAUUCUAUAAAUGACCGCGGUUUCUUAAUACAAUUGCUGCGACACCUAGGUGACGAGAAGCUCGAAAUCCAAAAGUUAAGAACAUACGACAUGGCUUUACAAGUUAUGAGAAUUCUGGAUAGCAUCAACCCGCCGCUUGCACGAAACGCCAGAGACCUAGCAGCACGCAUACAUCGGAAAAUGGUGGUAAAUGGCCUAAUGUACUCACCAUUUGACCUGAAGAUUCGGGACUUAGAUUACGACGAAACCGGAUUUCCACUGGCGCCAAAUUAUCAACUUGUUCAGCUACACGAUAUUGAAUAUGCUGGAGAAACAUUACGUAUGCCAAUUCUAACUCGAUUGCUUCGUGUUGAGAAGACGCCGACUGAGUGUGUAGUUUGCACCGACUCCAUCUACGACGUCUGUUAUGGCCACAUUGACCAAUGGAUAAAAGUCUGCGUUGAAUUUGACGGCGACUGGAUGUGGAAGCUUCUUCUAUUCCCCCAGAAACUUGCAACAAAAUGCGAUCACAUUAUCGAUUUUUGCACAUCGUGUUUACAGCAACAUAUUCAAGUUCAGCUGGAGACAUUCGGAAGAGGCGCCUGUGAAAACAUCCUUUGUCCAUCACAAGGAUGCAAGCGUGUGCUCACGUAUGAGGAAAUGCAGAUAUAUGCAGAAGAGGAGACAUUUUCAAAGUAUGACGAGUACUUGAAAAUUGAAGCAUUAACUAAAAUGCCCUCUUUCAUGUGGUGUUUAUCUGACAACUGUUCGAACGGUCAGAUUCAUGAUCUGAUCUUGGACAGUCAUGUUGCCUGCGCCGAAUGCGAAUUUGAGAUGUGUUUCAGCCACCAAAUGAAAUGGCACGACAACCUCACAUGCGAGCAAUAUGACAGUUUGAAAGAGACAGGUGAUCCUGAUUAUCAAGAGACGCAGGAAUGGGUGGCGACGAAUACUAGGCAGUGUCCGGGAUGUGGUAUUAAUAUCCAAAAGGAUGAAGGAUGCUUACACAUGACAUGUAAGUUCUAG
Molecule: messenger RNA, 1899 nt
Organism: Fusarium oxysporum Fo47
Lineage: Eukaryota; Fungi; Ascomycota; Sordariomycetes; Hypocreales; Nectriaceae
Product: BRcat and Rcat domain-containing protein
Exons: 3
Coding region: 1-1899 (632 amino acids)
Biological process (GO): protein polyubiquitination; ubiquitin-dependent protein catabolic process; positive regulation of proteasomal ubiquitin-dependent protein catabolic process
Cellular component (GO): ubiquitin ligase complex; cytoplasm
Molecular function (GO): ubiquitin conjugating enzyme binding; ubiquitin protein ligase activity; zinc ion binding
Source: RefSeq, a predicted model, not a curated record